Panonychus citri (citrus red mite) is the source of this 912-nucleotide messenger RNA. RefSeq names its product heat shock protein 23-like. Gene Ontology annotation, molecular function: protein folding chaperone. NCBI's taxonomy places the organism in Eukaryota, Metazoa, Arthropoda, Arachnida, Trombidiformes, Tetranychidae. The record is from RefSeq and is a predicted model, not a curated record. The coding region runs from base 182 to 658 and encodes 158 amino acids. The transcript has a single exon. Gene Ontology annotation, biological process: protein refolding; response to heat.
CAAGUUCAGUAGAAGAAUCAAAACAAAAGUCAAACUUCAAACUCUCUCAACUCUCUCAACUCUUUAAACUCUCUCAUUUCAUUCAAUUCUUUCAAUUCCUUAAACUCUUUUUUGUGAUAAUUAAUCAAAUUUUCUUUUUCUUUGUGAAUUUAAUUUUCUUCUAAUUUGUGAAUUGAUCAAAAUGUCUCUUGUUCCUCGACUUGUUGAAUCGAUGCUUCGAGAUCCUCUCGAUGAUUUCGUCCCUUUCAUCGCUUAUCGAGAACCAAUUGUUGAUUAUCCUCGAAGAUCAUGGAACCAAAUGAAUCGAGCUCUUCGUCAACUCAAUCAACUAUCAGACAAUUUCAAUCAACAAAUGGGACAAAUUGUCGAUUCAAAGGACAAUUUCCAAGUGAAUGUCGAUUGUGGUCACUAUAAACCAGAAGAAAUCAACGUGAAAUUGGUUGACAAUAGUUUGGUGGUUGAAGCGAAACACGAAGAAAGAUCAGAUGAAACUGGCUUCAUUUCGAGACAAUUUAAGCGACGAUAUGUUCUUCCUGAGAAUAUCGAAUUGGAGAAAUUGGAAUCGAAAUUAAGUGUCGAUGGAGUUCUAUCAAUCAAAGCUCCAAAGAAGGUGGUCAAUGCUGUUGCUGGAGAAAAAUAUUCCAAUUUCUCUUACUAAUCAAGUCUAUCAACCAAUUGAAGGAAAAGACAACAAUCAACAAAACAACAAUCAAACUCUCAAACUGAGAAAAUGGAAACCAAAUAAAUUGUCUCAAUCAAAUCUAUUUCCAAAUUGUAAUAAUGAUCUCAAACCACCGAAGCUUUAAAUUCUAGUAUUAAUUGUAUUACAUUUAUUUCUGUUAAUUGAAUGUAAUUCAAUCAUCAAAUUUAUGAGAACUUAAAUAAAAAAUUUUAAGAUCACAAUUAUAAAAA